This is a messenger RNA of Aspergillus niger, 1830 nucleotides long. RefSeq lists its product as uncharacterized. The transcript is spliced from 9 exons. NCBI's taxonomy places the organism in Eukaryota, Fungi, Ascomycota, Eurotiomycetes, Eurotiales, Aspergillaceae. Gene Ontology annotation, biological process: transmembrane transport; amino acid transport. Gene Ontology annotation, cellular component: membrane. The record is from RefSeq and is a predicted model, not a curated record. The coding region runs from base 1 to 1830 and encodes 609 amino acids.
AUGACGACUCAAGUGGACACUUCAGAGAAGCUUAAACAGGAGCUCUUUGGGUUUCAGAUCUUUUUCAUCACGCUCAGUGUUGUCAUCGGAAGUGGCAUUUUCACCAACAAUGGAAUGGCCCUCGCCAUUGCGGGGCCCAUGGGCUUGAUUGUUGCGGUCCUCAUCAUCAGCAUAGUGAUUCUAGCAGUUAACGAAUGUAUUGCGGAGUUGACUCAGCAAUUUCCGGUCUACAAUUCGAUCGUUGAAUAUGUUCGCACAUUCGUCGACGAGGAUCUUGGCUGGGUUAUCGGACUGGCUUAUUGGUAUGCAUAUGCCGCAACAUUUGCCAGCCAAACCUCUAUGGCUGCGACUCUCCUAGAGUAUUGGGGCCUGCCAACUGCGUGGAGAGUUCUUAUCUGCUAUGUUUUUGUUCCAGCCAUUCUUUUUCUUCUCAACAUGACUGGAGUUUUUGUGGGUUGUCUCGUCGCAUUGAUGGAUACAUGGCUAAUAGAAUCUCAGUGGUACGGUGUCGUGGAAACCAUUGGUGGUUUCCUAAAGCUGGUGAUGAUCGUGGCAAUCUCGAUCUAUCUCUACACAAUUGCGGACAAUGUCUCUUCGCCCAGCUUUGAACAUGGACAAAGUUAUAGCAGUAAUGGCCAAGCCCAGUGCUAUGCUAUUCCGCUCACGGCAUACGCUUUCCAGGGCAUCGAAGUAUACGCCAUGACUGCGUAUGAAGCUCGAGACGGUCAUGCACUUCGUUGGCCGGCUCGUUGGACUGCGUACGCGGCGGUAGUCGUGUACAUCAUGUGCACGUUGGGGGAGGUUAUCAACGUGAAGUGGAAUGACUCUGCCCUACCGCAGCUCCAUGAUGGAGUUUCAAACAGCACGUUAUCGGCUACUUCCAACCCUGGUUCGUCGAGUAGCAUGAUCAUAAUAGCGGCGCUGAAUGCCAAUAACCGGUCAAUGGCUGGAUUCCUCAACGGUUGUUUACUCUUCAGUGUCUUUUCUGCCGCUAACACUUCACUGUACGUUGCUUCCCGAACCUUAUGGGGUAUGGCCAAGCACUUUCCCGCAUCUUCCAAGGGUCAAGAAGUAUGGAUCAAGAGGAAGCUAGCGAUUCUAAGUGAGGGCACCAAGGUUCCAGUUGUAUCCUUGCUGGUGUCACUGCUAGCAUUCUGCUGGGUCCCGUUUCUACAGCUCGCGCAUAGCUCUGCAGUACAGCAGGUGGUCCAAGUUAUAUCUAUCUCGUCCAGCACCGCUAUAAUGAUCGUAUGGGCAGCUAUCUGUCUCGCCUUCCUUCGCUACUAUUAUUGGCUGAAAAAAUGCGAACCCCGACUUCGGUACCACGACCGUCCUCAAUACAUCCGACUGCAUGAAAAAUACACUCCUAGGGGCAGUCUUCUUAUUCUCCAACCACUUCAGGCCUGGAUAGGACUAAUUGGGUGUAUCACCAUUUUUGCAUUUUCCAGCGCGACAUGGUGGAAUGAAGACGCAACCGUCACCGAAGUUGCCAUGGCGUACGGGCCGCAUAUGGUCCUCUUACUCAUUUUCAUAAUCUCGAAAGUGUUCAGUAAAAACAAGGGGUGGGUCAAAUUGACAAACGACGAGUGGGUCCUGCGGAAAGCUUUGGAUAGACUAUGGGUUCGCAAGAUCGAUCAUCAUGAGGAAACCGCCACAAAGCGCCUGCGCAGUGUUAUGGCUUCGCUGCUUCCACAGCCUUGGGUAAAACUCAUUAAUGGGCAGAACAACCAGCAAGCGAAUGAGAACGUUCAUCAUCGGAGUGAGAGUUCCACGUCUGUGGAGACAAACAGUCAAGAGUUGCUUACUAUAUCGAAUGACCAGCCUGUAUGA